AUGAUCGAAUCAAGAGAUAGAUUGGUUAGGGAAGAAAAAGAUCCAUUCACUCCCAUAUCUGUUCCAAAAUUGGGUUUAGGUAUAUCUAGGUUUGCUGUUGGUAGUGAAAGAAAUUUAUUCGGAUCGGCGUCACCAUCUCAAACUACUUCUCCAAUGGGUUUCAGUGGCUCUCCAACGGGUUUAAUGGCGAUACCAAGUUCAAGAAAUAUUGCUUUGAGAAGGGUCGGAUUUGGCCCUAAUAAUCGAUUAGGUAACAGUAGGAUUUCUUCUUCUACAGGAUCUGAGAAUUUUAGUCCUAAGGGAAGUGAGCGCCGAAGCAGAGGAGGUGCAAAGAACAGUCUACUUCCUUCUUGGUACCCAAGAUCGCCUCUUCAGGAUAUCACUGCCAUCGUCAACGCCAUUGAAAGGAGAAGAAAUCGUCUUAAAGAGGCUGAGCAACAUAGACUUGCCAGUGUGCCACCUCAGGAAAUAAGUGUUCAAGACAGCACAUUACCUACUGCUGGUGCUCCUCUCGAGCACAACUUGUCCCCGACUUCUUCAGACCUUCCUGCGGCUUCCAAGAAGGCUUCUCAAUCAACUGCUGUUCACUGUCCACAAAUGAUUUCACUGAAAAAUGUGUCUCCUGGUGAAAUCAAUUGCCUAACACCCCAGAAGAAACUUCUUAAUUCAAUUGAUGAGGUUGAGAAAAUUGUCAUGAAGGAAUUCCAGAGAAUUAAGAAAACACCCAUUGCAAAGAAGAUAGAGAGAGAAAACAAAGUUCGGAAAUUGAUGGCAAUGCGAUGAAAGGAACCAUUUUCUCCCUGAAUUUUGCAGUACCAUGAGACAUGACAAAUGGUGUAAAGGAGGAAAAGAAGGGGGGAAUAACUACAACUACAUAUGGGGUAACGAGAUCACUUUGUGGUGAUUUCACUGGUAAUAGUAGGCAUAUAAAUUUUUCUAUUUUUGCAGUCUAAUCCUUGCUGAAAGUCCCUGUGUUAGACUAGUAAGCUCA
Papaver somniferum (opium poppy) is the source of this 991-nucleotide messenger RNA. RefSeq names its product protein POLYCHOME-like. Gene Ontology annotation, biological process: regulation of nuclear division; negative regulation of ubiquitin protein ligase activity. Gene Ontology annotation, cellular component: nucleus. The transcript is spliced from 2 exons. Bases 1 to 783 code for a protein of 260 amino acids. The record is from RefSeq and is a predicted model, not a curated record. Lineage: Eukaryota; Viridiplantae; Streptophyta; Magnoliopsida; Ranunculales; Papaveraceae.